AUGCGUGAGCAAUUUGAUAAGUUGUUUGAUGUCACAAACAAAACUGGUCAAUGGCUAUGUGCAGAAGACAAAAAUUUUUACCAAAUUCAAAUUCAGAGUAGAGGUAAGACAGGAUAUGCAACAACAAAAAAUGCCAGUCAGAGUACAAUUCACCCAUCAAAACGAAAAAUUGCUGGAAAAGUUAAUGAUAAACUAAAACAAAAAGACAGUUUUGAAGAAAGUUCUAAUGACUCAAGUGACAAUGAAGAUUCUCAAAGUAGUUCUGAAGACUCAGAAACAGCACAGUCAUCCAUUGAAAGCUUUGAUCAAAGCACACAUCUGAAGCAAUCUCAACAGUCUACGUUUAGUGCAGUUUCAUUAGUACAAUCUGGGAAGCUGUCAGUUCGAAGAGCAGCCAUAUUUAGCACAAUUUUAAACAAGUCCGGUGUUAAAAUAACAACUCCUUCUCAGUCAGAACACCAAGUAGUUCUAUUAAGAAAUGAAGUAAAAGAAGUGAGGCUUGCUGUCUUAGUGUUACCAGAUGGAAAAGCUACUACUAUUGCAUCUGCUAUUCAAAACACGUUGGAUGAUUAUAAUCUAUGGGCAGCUAUAAAGAUGAUAGUGUCAGACACUACAAAUGUUAAUACUGGGUCAAAGUCUGGUGUUGUGGUGAGACUUCAGAAACUUUUUGUUCAACACGGUGAAUCUGCGCCAGUUUUUAUAGGUUGUCAGCACCACAUACUUGAUCGUGUUCUUAGACACGUGUGUGAUGCAUUGCUUGGCAAUUCAACUGAGUCUCCUAACAUAAAUUAUCCAUUUGUGAGUAAGAUACUUAAAGAUUAUGAAAUGUUAAAAAAAGAUUUUGAAAGUAAAGCAAAGAAAUGUACUCCAAAUCUAAAAGAACAGGAAGUAGGCUGGAGAGAUGAUAUGAAGUUUUUGCACCAUCUAAUUUGCGUUUUCAAGCAUUUUAAGAAUUUUCAACAAAUACCAAAAGUUAAUUUUAAAGCACUCCCUGGCAUCAGCAAUGCCCGAUGGAAUCUCGAACAAUUUUUGCAUUGUUGGCUUUCAUACUAUUGCCUGAUGAACGAAAGAACCUUCAGAAAUUGUGUGAAUUUAUCUGUGAACAAUGGAGUGAUGCUUGGUUUAGUGAUCAUUAUUACAGAACUGAACAAUAUGAAUUUCUUUUAUAUGCUGUUAAUGAAUAUCCUAAGGCGUUGCGCUGUUUUCAAACUCAUUGGUCUCAAAGUCCAUCUUCCAUACACACUCAACGCAGCAAUGUGUGUGCAGAAAGAACAAUAA
Messenger RNA from Helobdella robusta, 1278 nucleotides. RefSeq lists its product as hypothetical. The record is from RefSeq and is a predicted model, not a curated record. Gene Ontology annotation, biological process: peptidyl-threonine phosphorylation. Gene Ontology annotation, molecular function: protein serine/threonine kinase activity. Lineage: Eukaryota; Metazoa; Annelida; Clitellata; Rhynchobdellida; Glossiphoniidae. Bases 1 to 1278 code for a protein of 425 amino acids. Gene Ontology annotation, cellular component: cytoplasm. The transcript is spliced from 2 exons.